This is a messenger RNA of Epinephelus moara (kelp grouper), 3506 nucleotides long. RefSeq names its product golgi transport 1Ba (gene golt1ba). The transcript has 6 exons. Gene Ontology annotation, cellular component: endoplasmic reticulum; membrane. Bases 151 to 537 code for a protein of 128 amino acids. The record is from RefSeq and is a predicted model, not a curated record. NCBI's taxonomy places the organism in Eukaryota, Metazoa, Chordata, Actinopteri, Perciformes, Serranidae. Gene Ontology annotation, biological process: endoplasmic reticulum to Golgi vesicle-mediated transport; retrograde transport, endosome to Golgi.
GAUGACAUCGCGAGAAGGUGUGUUUCCGGAAGACGUGGCUGUUGCUGCAGUGGCAGCUGUCAUCCAAAUUGUUCCAGGAGGAGUACUUGAAUGCCACAAUAAUAUUUUUUCUGUUUCUGUUUAAUCUUCACCCGUUUAUUCGGCGUCAAGAUGAUUUCGUUAACGGACUCCCAAAAGAUUGGAAUGGGAUUAACAGGCUUCGGCGUGUUUUUCCUCUUCUUUGGGAUGAUCCUGUUCUUCGACAAAGCACUCCUGGCUAUUGGGAAUAUCCUGUUUGUUGCUGGACUUGCCUUCGUCAUUGGGCUGGAGAGGACCUUCCGUUUCUUCUUCCAGAAGCACAAGAUGAAAGCCACCAGUUUCUUCCUGGGAGGUGUGUUUGUGGUGCUGAUUGGCUGGCCCAUCAUUGGAGUUGUGCUGGAGGUCUACGGCUUUUUCCUCUUGUUUAGGGGUUUCUUCCCAGUUGUAGUGGGCUUUAUCAGAAGAAUACCUGUCCUUGGCUCCAUCCUAAACCUGCCCUUCAUCAGUGCACCUUCGUAAGGCUCUGAGGACAAUCAGCAGUCGUGUACGUGGAUCAAGCGGGCGAGAGCAACACCAUGGUAUAACAGUGACUCUUUGUACCCAGAGAAGGCUGUUUGAGUACAGCAGGUUUUAUAGAGCAACACAGUCUCCCAUUGGGCUGAUUUAAAGCCGCUAAGGUUAUACGUUCAGAUUCCUCCCCUCCUCCAGCAGGCAAAGACUGCUUUCUGUCUGUCUGCAAUUUCACUGGUCAGUGCUACCAAUCAAAGGUUCAUCGGAGCGUCGCACCACCAGUCUCUUACUAAAGGGUGGAGUCACUAAGGUCACUACAAUAAAUAUUUCAAAUGCUAUUGAUCCCUUCGCCAUUGAGUGCAUCUGGCAUGAAAAUGGAGGAUGGAAGACUCCCUCAGAGCACCAUCGACUCUGUCUACGUGACUUUCUUACUCUGUGGAACAAACAGACAAAACCACUGACCCUCCACAAGGAUGAGAAGUGGACCGACAGCCUGUCAUGUUGCCAUAUUUCUGUGCCUGUGCUUUAACUUUAUUUGGACAAAAGCUUAAGUCCAGCAUUUUGUCUCUUUGCAGUUAUUCUGUGACACUUUGUUCAUUUUUUGUGGCUAUUGUAAUAUUUUCCCUUUAUUACAUGUUAUUUCUGUUCACAGUUGGCUAAUGAGUACUUCAGUAUAAAUUAUUUUUUAAGUGAUCUGUGCUUUACUUAAUCUAUGGUGAGGUGCUAUGAGGUCAUACUAGUAUUUGUCACUAAUGUUAUUACUGCUGUUAAAGGGACAGUUCGCCCCCAAAUCAAAAAUACAUAUUUUUCCUCUUACCUGUAGUGCUGUUUAUCAGUCUAGUGUGUUUUGGUGUGAGUUGCCGAGUGUUGGAGAUAACUGGUGUAGAGAUGUCUGCCUUCUCUCUAAUAUAAUGAAACUAGAUGGCACUCGGCUUGUGGUGCUCAAAGAGCCAAAAAAUAAAUAAAUUCAAAAACGAUGUCUCUUUCCAGAAAUCAUGACCUGGUUACUCAGGAUAAUCUGCAGACCUUGUUGUGAGCAGUUUCAUGUAGGAACUAUUUUCUUUCUAACAACCUACACCUGCCAACGGCAUCACUGCAUAGAAGAAAGCGUGCAUCUACCGCUAGCACACCUAGCACUGCUGAGGUAGUUAACUUUACAGUUCACCUGAGGAGAACGCUAUUAAUGUUUACAUCUUGUGCUGUCACAAGCAUGAGCCUCCAGUCCAUGACUAGUAAUACGGUUGGCAGGUGUUCGGUAGCGAGGAAAUAGUUCCUACAUGAAACUGCUCACAACCAGGUCUGUGGAUUAUUAUGAGUAACCACAUCAUGAUUUCUGGAAAGAAACAUUGCUGUUGAGUUUUUCAAUUGUAUUUUUUUGGUGCUUUGAGCACCACAAGCUACAUUCUGGGUCCUCAACCCUAGGGGGUCCUCAGACUUACUGUAGGGGGGCUGCCAAAUUAUUGUUUAAGUUUUAAUUUAGUUUAUUUUUUAAUUAAAAUAUGCCUGAAAAUACACAUGAAUGUGGGUCAAAUAUAUUACCUAGGAUAAAUUAGCCUAUUAAUAAAAAACAUUUAAUUUACAGUACAGAGCAUUAAUGACAGGCUAACUGUAAACCAUGAAUCUUGUGCAAUCAUGUUAGCUAGCUAACGCUAAGUCACUGUGUGGCACCUGUCCAUACAGCGAUGUGAACUACUAAGCUAACGGUUCUUGUGAGCCACAGUGGAUUGUUUUGUAACUUUCUGAACAAAAGACUCAAACAGACAUACCUCCACCUCAGACACCAGCGAAAAACCCUUGUUGUUGAAGACCACUGAUCUGGAUAAAUAAAAAGGAAUACAGGAAGGAGGGAAAAUAUGAAGGCCUAGUUUGGAUUUUGGGGUGAACUGUCCCUUUAACAACUGGUCAAAUCAGAAAGUGACAACACCUAAUUCACAAUGACACAUGGACGGGGAAGUUUGUUCAGGUGGUGCUAGAAGCUUGGUAAUUUAUUGACCACUCAUAACGCCACCUCGAACAGUGUUGUAGUUGGUGAGCUAACACACUAGCCAGCCGGAAACAUGCUAGCGCUAGUCGGUCACAAAAGCUCUCCAAGCUAGCUGGUUUGCUGUUAGUAGCAAGCUAGGUAGCUUAGUUGUGAAAUACUCAAGGUUCAGUUUAUUCAAUACAUGUUUGUACCAUCCUGUCUCUCAACCUUUCUGGUGCAACAAGAAGUUUCCCACACAAGCACUUAAACAAAUCACCAAAAGAACAUUUUUCAAAAUGUAAUGCUAAUUGUAAUGGAUUGUUUGAGCAGCAUGGUUGAGUUCUCUGCAAGCUGAUUUUCAUAGCUUACUGAAAUGAACCGGUGUCUGCCUGUGAGGUAGAAAACUAGAUAUACUGUGGAAAAUGGUUGGCAAUAUAAAGUGUACACCUUUUGUUAUUAAAGGGUAUUAUUGCUUUAUUUCAAUGUGGGUCCUAUUAAAGCCAAAACUAUGAAAAAAAGAGCCAAAUUGUAAAAAACAAAAAAAUGUAUGGACUAAAACAUGUUAAAUACUGGUAUGGCCCUGAUUUCUCACUUAAAGAAUGUAUUAUUUACUCAGAAAUAUUACUUAAGUGGUUUAGAGCAGUCUGUCCAGUUUUUGUGUAAAAGUCUUUUUAAACCUGAGAACUUUCACUCUGAAGCAGCUUCACGUUCUUGUGGACUUACAGACCCUUUAUAUCUAAAUGAGCAUUAGUUUUAUAAGAUCAUACCACUUAGAGAAUCCCUCUGUGUCCUUAAACUCUGUUGAGCUUUAAUGUUCAAAGUCUCCUUUUUUUCCUUUGAGAGAGAGUUCUUCAGAAGUUCGUCAAUCGGCCACCACAACCCAGGAACUGAAAAAAUGAACUCUUCAGCUGUGGGUUUUUUCUGUUUAGGGUAUCCAGAAAAUUGAAGUGACCUGUGAAAUGACAAUGUUUUGCUGUAUGGCACUUUUGUAAAUAAACUAUGGAAGUUAGCUUUG